Aspergillus pseudonomiae is the source of this 1088-nucleotide messenger RNA. RefSeq names its product mitochondrial 54S ribosomal protein uL29m (gene mrpl4). Lineage: Eukaryota; Fungi; Ascomycota; Eurotiomycetes; Eurotiales; Aspergillaceae. Gene Ontology annotation, biological process: mitochondrial translation. The record is from RefSeq and is a predicted model, not a curated record. Gene Ontology annotation, molecular function: structural constituent of ribosome. Bases 29 to 685 code for a protein of 218 amino acids. The transcript has 3 exons. Gene Ontology annotation, cellular component: mitochondrial ribosome; mitochondrial large ribosomal subunit.
UCUUGAAGGCCGCUACCUCCAAACCACGAUGCAUCGCCAAUCGGUUGCGCGACUUGCUCGCCAGUGCGGGGGCCUUCCGCUGGCCGAAUUGCCUCCUCCUUACCUUGCGCCGUCCCUUCAUUUCUCCCGGAUUCAGUGCUCGAACUUUUCGUCGACCGCUGUCGCCGCUGGCCAUGGACGUGAUCUGAGCAAAUCACGCGGUGUGUCCGCCAUCCACCAUACCGGCCCCAAGUUUAAAUUGGGCGUUUCGAAAUACCCCCUGCCCAAGCCUGUCUCGCCGGAAACCCUCGAGAAGCGUCAUCCUACCCCGGAUCAUGGCCUUUGGGGAUUCUUCCCUCCGGACCACCAGGCACUUAGCACGCCGAAAUACGAUCAUGCGCAUGGUCGGUCCUGGUCAAUUCAGGAACUCCGUGAGAAGUCCUGGGAGGAUCUCCAUGCUCUUUGGUGGGUCUGUGUCAAGGAACGCAAUCGCAUAGCCACCUCUCAGCUGGAAAGACAGCGACUGAAGGCAGGUUACGGAGAAUGGGAGCUUGACAAUCGGGACCGGACGAUCCGUGUUACGCAAAAGAGCAUCAAGCACGUUCUUCGGGAAAGAUGGUAUGCUUGGGAAGACGCCCAGAAAUUGUACAACAGUGGUUACCGGCCACAGGAAGAGGGUGCUGAAGAGGCAUCGAGCACGGCAUAAUCUAGAUAGAGCGUUACAGUUACCAGAAACGGGCUGUAAGAGCUCCUGUCUCGGAUUAGUUCUGUGUAUGUAGUAUUAUCACUCUGUAUUAGUCCAAUUGAUUCUAUAUGAUUCGUGAACUAGUUCCGAUGCUUUAUGGAGAUGAGUACCGAAAAGGGGAAAGGAUUUGUCACUGAGUCUAGAUCGUAUACCUUCUGACUUAAUAGUGCAGGAGUUGUCCGAUUAGGGGUGAAAGCAAAGGUACUUAUGUGUAUAUAAUAAUUGGCAUCUAUAUACUCCUUGGAGUCCACGAUCUCCACAGAUUAUUAAGUUCAUCCGAUGGGAAAAGGGGUAACUCAGAGCGGUUCAGGAGGUUUACGUAUUUAGAUUAAUGAUUUUAUUAUAUUUUAUCCUCUUUAGUGUA